Messenger RNA from Vollenhovia emeryi, 3360 nucleotides. RefSeq names its product serine/threonine-protein kinase 3 (gene hpo). Gene Ontology annotation, molecular function: protein serine/threonine kinase activity; ATP binding. Gene Ontology annotation, biological process: protein phosphorylation; regulation of MAPK cascade; intracellular signal transduction. The record is from RefSeq and is a predicted model, not a curated record. Lineage: Eukaryota; Metazoa; Arthropoda; Insecta; Hymenoptera; Formicidae. The transcript has 10 exons. Gene Ontology annotation, cellular component: cytoplasm. The coding region runs from base 221 to 1807 and encodes 528 amino acids.
CUACGAUGGCCGACAGUCGAUGGCCCCGCUGCACCUCGGUUGUGGUUACCUUAAUUUAUUGACAAAAAUGUAACGCCGCUAUUUUUAAUUGGCCAUGUUACCGCCGCGCACGGCAUGACAAUCGCCCCGACCGCGUUUAUGUUAUUCUUGUUUCUAUAAAUAUCCAGCGCGCGUGCACCUCACUCCAAGAUCCCCGGGUCUCUGACAUCGACACGCGAAGAUGUCUUCUAAGAGCGAGUUGAAAAAGUUAUCGGAGGAAAGUCUGACGAGACAGCCGGAGGAAGUGUUUGAUAUCAUAUGCAAGCUGGGGGAAGGAUCGUAUGGGUCAGUGUACAAAGCGUUGCACAAGGAAAGUGGGCAGGUGCUCGCCAUAAAACAAGUACCGGUGGACACGGAUCUACAGGAGAUUAUCAAGGAAAUAUCAAUUAUGCAGCAAUGCGACUCUCCAUAUGUUGUUAAAUAUUAUGGAAGUUACUUUAAGAAUACGGAUUUGUGGAUCGUGAUGGAGUACUGUGGAGCCGGCUCCGUUAGUGAUAUCAUGAGGUUAAGGAAGAAGACCCUGCAGGAGGACGAAAUCGCCACGAUUCUGAGCGACACUCUGAAAGGGUUGGAGUACCUUCAUCUGAGGAGGAAAAUUCACAGGGACAUCAAGGCUGGGAAUAUCCUUCUCAAUAAUGAGGGCCACGCGAAGCUGGCGGAUUUCGGGGUGGCGGGUCAGUUAACGGACACCAUGGCGAAACGUAACACGGUCAUUGGUACGCCGUUCUGGAUGGCGCCGGAAGUGAUACAAGAGAUUGGGUACGAUUGCGUCGCCGACAUAUGGUCCCUGGGAAUAACGGCCCUGGAAAUGGCCGAGGGCAAGCCGCCGUACGGCGACAUACACCCGAUGAGAGCAAUAUUUAUGAUCCCGACUAAACCGCCGCCCAGCUUCAGGGAACCCGAUCAGUGGAGUCCGGAGUUUAUCGAUUUUGUCAGUGGGUGCCUUGUAAAAAAUCCCGAAGAGAGAGCCACCGCGACCGAGCUUCUGCAGCACGAGUUCAUAGGUAACGCCAAGCAGCCGAGUAUCCUGAGUCAAAUGAUCGCCGAGGCUCACGAGAUACGAGAAAAGCAGAGCGCGCACAGAGCCCACGUUAUAAACAACGUGGCGAUCAAGAGUCAAAACCAGGCGGACGAUUCGGAUGAGGACGAUUGUAGUGGAACUAUGAAACCAUUACCGGAGGACAGCAGGACUUUAGUGCCGAGCCAUGAUCUUCCAGACACGGGUACUUUAGUUUCGGCAAUGUUGGACCUGGGUACAAUGGUUAUCAAUAGCGAUACAGAUACCGAAGCUACCAUGAAGAGACAUAAUACUGGCUCCGUAGAGUCCGGCAAGAAGUAUCGGCCGUUAUUCUUAGAUCAUUUUGACAAGAAAGAGGCGCCUGAAAUCGGAAAGGGUAACGGACAGAUGUUGGGAGCGCACAACAUGGACAAUGCGAACAAAUUGGAGCAGCAAAGUCCAACCGAAUCUCAUAGGUUUCAAAGUCAUCUGCAGCUGCAGCUGCAGAAUCAGAUCUCUCAUCCCGUGCCAGAACAGCCAUAUAACAAUAUAUCCAAGUUUCAAAAUGUCUUCACCGAACGUGAUUUCGAUUUUAGAAGCCGUAUCCUGCAGUUGAAGUUUCUCUCCUACGAGGAACUGCAGCAACGAAUGGCUAGUCUGGACGCGGAAAUGGAGCGGGAGAUUGACGAGCUGAGAAAAAGGUAUCAGACGAAGAGACAGCCUAUUCUGGACGCCAUGGAUACCAAGCGGAAACGUCAACAGAACUUCUAACAGUCCUCCUUUACGCGAAUAAGCGACGACGGAUAGACAAAGGGUGUACAGUUGUAUAAAUGAAUAGAUUUUAUUCGCGUCAUCCCUGGUUUCAUCAAAGAGAAGAACAUUGCUCCCACACCGUGAAUAUUUUACCUCGUAAACGGACAAACGUGUAGCGACUGUGAAUGUUCCCUGUUUACUCGCAAAUCACAAUGUUGCUUUUCUUUAUGAAUCCUGGGGUAUCUUAGCUAGCAAUAGCUAAUAGCCUCACGUCAUCAAUGUAAAUUAUUUUACGUGAUUUAGGUGAAGAUACAAUCACUAUACUUAAUUUUUGUAUUAUGUUUAUCUAUAUUUACUGUUAAAUAUAUCCUAUUCUUAUAGAAAUAUUCUGAGACUCCACUAGGGUCGUUAGAAACUAAACUAAGGAACGCAAUAGGAGUGCAGAAACAAAUGCAUCGUGAUUACGAUCGUUUUUAUAGAGAAAUUUUAUAUUUACUUGGAAAGAAAUCGGUAUUUCGUAUCGUCAUGCUACGCUAGUCAUUUACAAUGCCAUUUUAUCCAGGAUAUGAAAAGAUCAUUUAUUCAUGCGAAAUACACUUAAACGGCUAAGCAUUUCAACAGUUCUCGAGUGUGAAUGCUCUAUUUAAUCAUGACAGUUUGAAAUAAGCGAACAAGGCUGUAAGAUUUAAUUUACUUUUUAUUCUACUGCCAUAAAUAGACUCUCUACUCAUUCAUUUACUAAUAGCGACAACUAACUCUAGUUUACGUUCGAUUUUCUAAGCGAUUGAAUUCAACUUUCAAGUUGCAAACAUGUCCAACACCAAUAAGAUCACGCAAUUCUAAAGUAAUGAAUAGUGUUGUUCAGUAUGCAGUGUCACGAUAAGAAAUGAUGCCGCAUUCUAAUAAGAUAUUUCACGAACGAACUUACUAGUAUUAGAGUCUUCCGCGCGCCGUAUUAGAAAGUAUUUUCCAGUAUGCUCUAAUUUACUUUGUCGUAAUAUGGAAAUUGUUAAAACUGAAAUUUAUCAGAUUCCACUAAUAAUAACGGUAUUUUUAGAAUAAUAUAAAAGUUCGUAUGGUAAUGCCUUACAACAAUCAUUUUAUGUAUAAAGGAUUAAAAAUUUUUGACCGCAUAUUUUUUUGUGAACGUUACAAAAAAAAUAAAUAUAUUUGUACGUGCCAUUAAUGCAUAUGGCGAAUAAUCAUAGUGGAAUAAUAACUCCUUGCUGACGUUUGGGCUAUUUUGCAAGUAGUAGGAAAUAGAGCUAUACUUAAAUGCGCUAUAGCCAGAACUGAUCUUCAAUUUUCUUCUUUUAGAAAAUAAUAAUACAGAAUAACAACAUAUUUUUGAUAUAGAGGGUGUGCACAUGGUCAAUGAAAUAAGGUCCGAAUUUGAGACGUAUAUUAUCCAUAAUCAUGAUACUCACAAACAGAAAUGUAAUACUAAUAAGAUUUUCAAGCGAGCGAGAAAGAAGUAAUUGUUUAACAUUAUACUUUAAUACGUUUUAUAUCCGAAAUUCAAUGUAACUGUACAUAAUAAUUUUCUUGAAGACUCUUUUAAACAAUUUAAA